This is a messenger RNA of Pectinophora gossypiella (pink bollworm), 2839 nucleotides long. RefSeq names its product major facilitator superfamily domain-containing protein 6-A (gene Sugb). The record is from RefSeq and is a predicted model, not a curated record. The transcript is spliced from 14 exons. Lineage: Eukaryota; Metazoa; Arthropoda; Insecta; Lepidoptera; Gelechiidae. The coding region runs from base 284 to 2500 and encodes 738 amino acids. Gene Ontology annotation, cellular component: membrane. Gene Ontology annotation, molecular function: transmembrane transporter activity.
AGACUAAUAAGAAUUAUACUACCACAGUCGUAGUUUUGCGCAGUGCACAUAGCCACGCUAUGAGCACUCAGCAACGGUGUAUUGUUUUAUUAAAAACUUGAUUCCACAUGAACGCGAUUGCAUUGCGAUAACAGCUCGUCGCCGACCGGUUACAAAAUCUAUACGCACAGAUAAUCUUUUAUCACGUUUAGUAACCCAAUUCUUGUUCAGUGAUUACAACUUGAUCCUAGUUACAAAAGUUUACUGUUGCUGAUUCAUUAGCGUGCACAUGUGAAGACUGUAAAUGCUGCUAUCAAACAUGAAAGUGAAUAAAAAAUUAUUACCUAUAAAAGGUCACUUCCUACUAUUUAAUGCAGGCACUGGACCAUUGGUUCCGUACCUAUCUGUGUAUGCUCGACAAUUAGGGUUUUCAUCAGCAACUGUGGGGUUGAUAUACACAGUACUGCCAAUAUUUGGUCUCAUAGCAAAACCAUCGUUUGGUAUCAUAGCAGACAGGUUCAAAAUACAGAAACCUAUAUUUUUAAUAUUUCAAGUUCUAACCAUAUUGAGUUUCUGUGCGAUAUAUUUGGUACCAGAAAACAAGUCUAGCGUAUCUGUGCAGCUGGACUGUGGUAAUGGAAUCACAGAGAUAAAAUCAUGUUACCCCAAUGCAGAGCAAGUGGAUCAUUGCAAAAUCACGACACUUGGGAAGUCUAAUCAAACUACAACUUCAUGUGAUAUGAACUGUGAUAUGUCAUCUCCGAAAAUGUGGCAGACCGUCUGCGAACAUUGGAAAAUACCACAAUACUGUUACAGCAAUACGGAUAACAUACAGUACACGUCGUUAGUAAACAACGUUACGUUGAAAGACAACUGCGCUUACAUCGCGACACAAAAUGUUACGUUGAAUGGUUAUACGUACACACCUCAUUGUCACAUCGGUAGCGGGUAUGUCGAUGUGAACGAGCCCUGUAGUUUGACUUGCGACGACAAGAAUCUCUCAACAGCAAUAGGUUCGGAAAAGGCCAAUAUGACUUGUGUAGAUGAAAUGAUGAAUUACCGCCUCUGCAAGAAUGACACGACCCAACUUACAGCGUUGACUAAACAGCAAGUGAACAGUGAAUGUAAGGCAUCGUGUGACCUUGAUCAAAAAACCCCUUGGCGAUUGAUGUCAAUUUGCGAUGGAUGGGGCGCAGACAUGGCAAGUACUUGCCAUCCAAAAACCACAGCUGGCAGUAACUUCCCUAAAAACCUGUCAUUUGUGGGUUCCGUACGCCAUUGGACAGCCCUAGCCAUGGAUAGCUGCAUUUACAUGCAACUAAACCACAUACGUUUGCCUGAUGGGUCGACUCAUUACCCGAUUUGCGUAACGAAAGCGCAAUAUCAAAUGGAAGCUGAACUCUUUCAUACAGAAUGUGAAAUAAGCUGCAACAAUAGUGUGGUGAACGAAAUUAUCCAAACGGCGUCAGAGAGCUCGAGUCAGGCAGGCUCUCAGUUCACCACCCAAUUUUGGAUGUUCUUUAUUUUUAUGAUUAUAAACUGGUCAUCACAAGCAGUCGUCGUUACAUUUGGCGACGCUAUUUGCUUCAAUCUUCUUGGCGAUAAGCCCUCUCUCUAUGGCAAGCAGAGACUGUGGGGGUCCGUGGGUUGGGGCACCUUUUCUCUAUUAACAGGAGUUUUAAUUGACCAAUUCAGUGACGGUGCAUACAAAAAUUACACGGUAGCAUUCGUACUCAUGUUCAUCUUCAUGAUUGGCGAUAUUGCAGUUUCCUGCAUCCUAAAAGUGGAAUCAACGAAAAUGUCCUUAAAUAUUAUUGCAGACGUCGGCACUCUGUUCGCUUCAAUACCCACGUUUAUAUAUAUGGUUUGGACGAUACUGGUAGGACUCUGUACAGGACUUCUUUGGCAGUUUCUAUUUUGGCACUUGGAAGACAUAGCAGCUAUGUCUUGCGACGGAACAGAGUAUGUAAAGAGCUUACAAGGUUUAGUUAGUGCCAUUCAAACUUUCGGUGGCGAAAUUCCAUUCAUGUUUUUAUCAGGUUAUAUCCUCAGAAAAUUAGGGCAUGUAAAUAUGAUGAGCCUGGUUCUGUUUGCGUUUGGAGUUCGGUUUUUACUGUAUUCCUUUCUCACAAACGCGUGGUGGGUUCUGCCGAUAGAGAUGCUGCAAGGCAUUACCUUUGGCAUGUUCUAUCCCACAAUGACGUCAUAUGCUAACGUGGUUUCGCCUCCGGGAACUGAAACUACAGUGCAGGGUCUUAUUGGAGCGAUAUUUGAAGGAGUCGGAACCUCACUUGGCAGUUUUAUUGGAGGAAGAUUAUAUCAAAACUAUGGGGGUUGGCAAACCUUUCAAUGGUUUGGGAUCGGCUCUUUAAUAUUUUGUGUCACCCACAUUAUUAUACAAUUCUUUAUCAAAGACAAUAAUGACCGCUCUGGAGUCAAUCAAGGUUACUCAUCAGUGAUACGGUAUGAGCAGCCAAAUGACAUGGUAUUCAUCUUAGAAGAUAUGACUGACGGAAGUUAACUCAAAAAGUGUACAUUUAAAUAUGGGGACUUAUAAUAAGUUAUAUUAAUACCUUUCAUAAGUUUGUAAUACUUUAUUGAAUUGUUUUCAAUAUUAAGCUGUAUAGGUAUUUGAAACGAUUCAUAAAUUAACACUUAUAACUGGGUAACUACUGGUUUCUAUAAGUAUAUAGAUGUAAAAAUAUACUGUGAUUGUUUACGUAUUAAUUGUGUAGGUGCUAUUUGUUAGACUGUUAUCAUUGCUCAGAGUGUGUUGAAUAGAAUGAAAUGGAUUUAUAUUAUUAUGUAAUCAUAUUUUAAAUCGUGUUCCUUAAUUAUAUUGAUACACUAGUCUAGGGUA